Halichondria panicea is the source of this 707-nucleotide messenger RNA. RefSeq lists its product as uncharacterized. The record is from RefSeq and is a predicted model, not a curated record. Gene Ontology annotation, cellular component: nucleus. Lineage: Eukaryota; Metazoa; Porifera; Demospongiae; Suberitida; Halichondriidae. Gene Ontology annotation, molecular function: protein binding; transcription cis-regulatory region binding. Bases 1 to 648 code for a protein of 215 amino acids. The transcript is spliced from 3 exons. Gene Ontology annotation, biological process: positive regulation of transcription by RNA polymerase II; intracellular signal transduction.
AUGGCGAUGGGGGUUCCAGUGAGACCACUGCCUCCUAACAGAGUGCCCACUAGUUAUGCUCAGGACCAGAACACUCCACUUCAUGCAGCUUGUUUCCGUGGUGAUUACAAUGAAGCUCUCAUGUUGUUGUUGAGAGGAGCUGAUAUCCAUGCACUCAACACGUGGAGGGAGACACCACUACACCAGUGCACAAGUCGAGGACAUCUGGACAUCAUGCUACUCCUGUUAGACUCUGGAGCUAAUGUCAAUGCUCUGGACCAUGAGUCCCUCACCCCACUACACCAGGCCGUCAUACACGCCAAUAAAGACGCUACGCAACUAUUGCUAUGGCACGGUGGCAGUGUGCACAACGCAGGUCAUGUGACCGACACCCUGGACGUGGUACGACUAGCGGAGAGUGUUCACGUCUGUCAUGGCCUCGUCUCAGAAGCUGUCGGCAAGGUGUGGUCUCUACAGCACCUCUGUCGGGUGGUUGUUCGACGUAGCCUUGGGGCUCGUAAUAGGAGGAGAUUAAAGGAGCUUCCUCUUCCUCGUCACCUCCUCUCGUUCUUGACAACCCUUCCAUUGGUGGUGGGUGGGCAAUUGAGUGGGCGGAGGAGUAGAGGUCAGAGGUCAACAGCAGCAUUACGGAUUAGUGGACUAACAUAACAAAACUUUGGCAGCAUUAUCACUUCACAGUUGUUCAAUAUGUCAUUAUAUAAAAUAUU